AUGUCUGCAUUUUCGUCGCUCUUUUCUGGAGCCACGAUAGAUAAAAAAGUUAAAUCCCUUUUUGAGUCCUCGGCGGGCCCAGUGAGCAGAGACACGUUAAAGUCCACUAGAACAGUUAUAGACAUCCCAGAAGAGAGCACAACCCCAGAAGAAUCUGCCGAGGCAGAGAAAAAGAAGAACAAGAAGAAGAAGAGCAAGAAGAGAGCAGAGGAUGAAGAAGAUUUAGAAGCCAAGUAUUACAGUAAGCUACUCGAGGAGAACGAGAGGGCCAGGACAGAGAAUGAGGACAAAGAGGUGAAAGAAGCUGUGAAAGAAGAUUCCGAGGAAAACGUACAGGAAGAUAGUGAUGAAGUUGUUGCAGAAAAGAAGGUGGAUGAAGAAGGCGAGCUGAGCGAUAGUGGAAUCGAGAGCGAAGCGGAGGAACCCUCAACGAAGAAGAAGAAGGAGUCCGCUGCGAAAACCGUUGAUCUCAAAGAAGAAGAACUAGAUAAGGCUGAAAGGACUGUUUUCGUUGGAAACGUUCCGAAUACCGUGGUUACUUCGAAGAGAGCUUACAAGAACUUCAAGAAACUCUUUCAGCAGGUUGGUUCAGUCCACGCCAUACGAUUCAGAUCGAUUGCCUUCGAUGAGGCUCUCCCCAGAAAGCUUGCUUUCGCCAAAAAGGCGUUGCAUACUCUCAGAGAUACCGUAAAUGCCUAUGUUGUUUUUAAAGAAAGAGAACCCUCUAGGAAAGCAUGCAGCAGACUCAACGCUACCUUAUUCGAGCAUCACCACAUCAGAGUUGACCAUGUGGCCCACCCAGCGCCCAAAGACAACAAAAGAACUAUUUUUGUGGGUAACUUGGAUUUUGAAGAGCAAGAGGAGAAGUUGUGGAGGUACUUCAAUAAGCACACGGGCGACGACGUGGAGUCUGUUCGUGUUGUGAGAGACUCCAAGACCAACCUCGGUAAAGGGUUCGCCUUAGUUCAAUUCAAGGACACACUUUCUGUAAACAAAGCCCUCAUGCUCAAUGAUAAGCCCAUGGAUACUGAGCAGACAGAGGUAUCAGGUGGCGAGAAGAAGAGUAAGCCCAGGAAGCUCCGUAUUCUGAGAGCUAAAGCCAACGCAAAACCUUCAGUUUUAUCCCCUAACCAUGUGGACAACGCAAGAAAACUUAAAAAGCCCAAGGCUAGACUCACGGACGAGCAGAAGACAAAGUUGGGUCGUGCAAGAACGCUUUUAGGUAAGUCUGAUCGUAACUCGGCAGGACAAAUCAUUGUGGAAGGAGCUCGUGCUACAAAGGGGCAAAAGAUUGCAGGUAUCAAGGGUCUCAAGAGUGCCAAGGGGAAGGUGAAGAAGCCCAGAAUCACCGACCGGUCUACAAGGUUUAAGAAGGACAAGCAGGCAAUGGCGACGCUUGGGCAGAAAGAGUGA
Molecule: messenger RNA, 1413 nt
Organism: Candidozyma auris
Lineage: Eukaryota; Fungi; Ascomycota; Pichiomycetes; Serinales; Metschnikowiaceae
Exons: 1
Coding region: 1-1413 (470 amino acids)
Molecular function (GO): RNA binding
Source: RefSeq, a predicted model, not a curated record